CACACACACACACACACACACACACACACACACACACACACACACACAUAGGGGAAUGGAACACCCCAUAAUUACUGAGAACUGAAGCAGAUUGGCCUCCCUCUCAGACUGGUCAUGUGUUUUUGGUUCCCUGAAAUACCCUAACGUCCUAGACAGAGAGUAAGGUUCUGUUGGCAGCCUCAGUGCCAAGGCGGGCUGAGUGCCAAACACUAAACACUGAACCCUUCUACGGGAGAAGAAAGAGAGGAGGGAAGGGAGAAGAGGACAGCAUGAAGAGGGAGUAAGGACAGAGAUGUCCACGCAGUUCCCCUCGCUGUUUCCCAGGAUGACAGAGACUCUGUGGUUCAACCUGGACCGGCCAUGUGUGGAUGAGACAGAGUUACACCAACAGGAGCAGCAGCACCAGACCUGGUUACAGAGCAUCUCAGAGAAGGACAAUAGCCUGAUGCCUAUUGGGAAGCCAAUUUUUGAGCAAACAUUUGACGAGGAAGAAGAGGAGGAGGAUGAGGAUGAGGAAGAUAGUGAGGAAGACUCUGAGGAUGAAGAGGACAUGCAGGACAUAGAUGAGAUGAACGACUACAACGAGUCACCGGACGACGGAGAGGUCAACGAGGUGGAUAUGGAGGGAGCAGACCAAGACCAGGACCAGUGGAUGAUCUAGGCCAGAGUAAACUUCGCUGCUCUCUGAUGCCCCCUUGGUAGCGCUCAUCUACUCUGCCGGACAGUGGCUUUUGGUUGGUGAACUUUCCCUGCUGUUCACACCCACCCUGUGAAACUAAAGGGGGAGGUGUGAGCUGCGUGGGGUUUUACUGCAUGGAGAAAGUGCUGUGUGCGUGUUCUCUCAUUCAGUGUUCUACAGUUGCAAUGUGUGAAGACUAAACUGUAAAACAUUUUUCUCUUGAAACAAGUGUUUUUGCAACAUUAGGAGAAAGAACUUCUGCUCCACCUCAACCUCCCCUCUGCUAGUUCUGUCCUCCCCCACAGAUCACGAGACACUCAGACCCUUUGUUUAGACGAUGCACACAUCAAACUCAAGGACAUCAGAGUGCACUCACUCCCCUCUCUGGUACUCGUUGUUCUGUGUGUGUACUUUGACUCCCCCGUCCGUCCGUCGCCAGUCGGGUCACAUCUGAAUGGGCAUAAACCAUAGCCUGUACACUGCAUCUGCGUAAUCUUCUGUGUGUGGGUGUGCUGUCAACAGAAACCUGGAGAGUUAAAAACAAACGUUAGUAUUCAACAAAACUGAUUUUAAAAAGGAACUUCACAGGUGCUCAUAUGUAUGUAAAGUAAAUGCCUUUUUAAUUGGUCCAGUGUCUUAUGUAAAUAAAGAGAAACAUUGUGUAC
This is a messenger RNA of Oncorhynchus masou masou (cherry salmon), 1344 nucleotides long. Its product is annotated as anaphase-promoting complex subunit 15-like. The record is from RefSeq and is a predicted model, not a curated record. NCBI's taxonomy places the organism in Eukaryota, Metazoa, Chordata, Actinopteri, Salmoniformes, Salmonidae. The transcript has 5 exons. Bases 293 to 661 code for a protein of 122 amino acids. Gene Ontology annotation, biological process: regulation of mitotic cell cycle spindle assembly checkpoint. Gene Ontology annotation, cellular component: anaphase-promoting complex.